CUCUCCCCGCCUCAGUCGGCGCUGUGGCAGCGGCAGGGAGGGACAACGGGAGCAGGGAGCAGCCAGGACAGAGAAACAUGCUGCCAGGCUGAGCCGCUGGAGUCCGUGUGUAGCAGCGAAGGGAUGGAUGUGCUGGUGCCAGGAAGAGGCCUGACUGAAACCUCUGUUUUGCAUAAGUCCUCGCCUGUGGCACAUUGAGACAUGCAGGUACUAUUCCUUUUCUAUUUUCUAUCUCUCCAAGGGCAUUGAUGAGGAACGGUGAGCUACAGUAAAGAAAAUCAGUAAGGAGAGGUAAACAGCAUUGAACUCUUCAACUGUUGCUGCAGCAUGUGCAAAAACUCAGUGCAAUUGCAUUAGGGCACUUUGCUGCUUUAUUUCAUGUCUGGCAUAGCUGGAGGGAUCGGAUACAUGUGGGAUUAUUUUUUUUUCAAAAUCUGAUUCAUCCUCCGUAUGCUUCUGAAAAUUCCCACUCCCAUCGGCUCGCCACUAGAUUAGGCUGUCUGGGCAGCUUACAUGGCAUCACGCUGCUGACCACUAAUAUGAAAUAUAAUUGGAGCAAUUCAAACCUCUCCCCCAAGGAUUGGUUCUUUACAUCAUGCACUACCCUGUGAAAGCAAUAAAGUCAGUGAAAGGGGUUAUUCAAGAGAAAUUGUCAGUGUUUAAUAAAUCGUGCAAUUAAAUGCAAUAAAACCUCAGUAUGCUAUUCAUCUGUUCUGCCUUAACACGUAAGGCUGGGGCUUUUUUCAGAAUAACGAAGUUCUGUCCUAGAUAAUUUUUUCCAAUUUCCUCAUUAGACAGAUCCUUGCGAAGCCUUACAGUUCUCUGCACCGAACUAAGCUGCCAGAGUAGUGCAUCUAAUGUAAUCAUGGCAUAUAAAAAGUUAUAGAGCAGUUCAAGGACUUAAGUAGCUCAUAAAUUUUUCUUCAUAUUUUCUCCCUAGUUUGAUUCAGGGAUUUAAGCCACAACGUUGCGGACAAAAUAUGAGGUCCCCUUUCUCCAGCGUGGGACAACGAGGCUCCUGGGGUUAAAGGCCUGGGGAAAAAAAAGUUCUUUAAGUAUUUUAAACUGCACUGUGACUGAUUAGCUCUCUUUCUGAGUAUCUUAGCCUGGAUUCAUCGCCUGUACUGAGAGAUGCUCUUGAAGUUCUUGUGUCCUACAUGCUUGAUUUGUAUGUCCUCCGCUUCAUGGGGUGGGAACAACAGCAAGAGAAGCAUCCAAAGACCCAUGGGUAACCCGCCCUGAACUAACAGAGUGGAGGAAGAAGGUUUUGACCCAGGGGUCAUUUGGAGCCCACCAAGGAGGACAUCUGGUGCUUCUCUUCCCAUGCUGGAUUUUCCUAGAAGAGGUGGGGGAUGGACUGAGGAUCUCUGGAGCAGCACCAGCCCCUCCCCUGCCUGCUGCUUGUGUACUGAAAAUAAAGUGCAGCUUUCCUGCACGACAGGUGCAUGAGUGGUAUCACAGCAGCUCUGCCAGGAAGAUCUAAUGUUCAUUUUAGCAUUUGCUAACUCCACUGGUCCUGCAGGCUCUGCUUGGUUGUGUUUCCACACUCCGUUCCUGUGUUUUCCCCCUGUCUCUGCUCUGUUGCCUUUAUCAGCAGUGAUUUGUGAGCCUUUGGAGGAUCCUUUGAGUGAGCUAAUUCCCCUCUCCUGCUCUAAAAUUUUCACCAGGCUCUGCAUAUCUUUGGUGACCAGGGUGAGGUCUGUGGCCUCUUUCUAUCUGAAAUGAUCGUGAUCAUAUAAAUUGCCUGUUGCUGUCUCUGAAAGCAGAUGUUUUGUGCUCUCCUCUUUUCCCCAACCCAGGAGGAUGUGCCUGAUUUCAGAACUCUACGAGCAAAAUUUCAAAAUGAUUCCAACUUGGCCAACAAGCUGGUGCAGCCAUGUAAGAAGCCUCCCACUGAAAUCCCUCCCAAGAUGGGCUCUGGAGGUAAUGCUGUGUCCAGCCCUCUGACCCAGAGAAGGAAAGAACUUAAAAUACUAAAACCGAAGAAUGAACCUGCCCAUCCUGCUGCCCGACCUUCCAUACUCAACCAAAGCAAACCCUUGGCAUUGCCUCGAGUCAAACUGCGUUACAUGGAACCAACAGGGCACAAUGAAGAGUACAAUGGCACUGUCUUGGACAAAGGGCAGAGUUCUUUGAAGAAUUGUCCAGAGAAGCUUCUGCCAUUGUAUUGCACUGACCAAAAAGGAUCAGCCCAGACUUCUCCAGAGGACCCUUCAGUCCCAAAUUCUUUCCAGCAUGCCCUACAGAUCUGGGAAAAGACUUUAUCCUGCAGUGAGAAAGCAAGUGCACUGCUCCCAACCCAAUGGGCAACAAACUUCUAUAUGCACCCGUGCUCGGAUAGAAGGGUAACAUGUGCUGCUUUGAGUGAGAGUAAGAUGCAACGAUCUGGAAGUGAGCCCAUGCUGGUCUUGCAUGCUCAGAAGAAGGGUACUCGGUGCAGCAGUGGGCUGGCUCUUCCCCAGGCUCCCAGAGGACACAGGAGCUAUGAUGAAACAGGUGCUAAAAGCACAGUGGCCACUGCAUUCUGCCAGCCAGGUUUUCGUGCUCCAAUAGAGCAACCUUGGCACCAAAAAGAAUUGGAGACUCCCUUCUGCCAACCUGGAGCAGGAAAAUGCUCUGACAGCCCUGGGAGCAAGUGGCCAAGAAUUAAACCUCUCCCUUCAGCUGAAUCUUUGGGUCCAGCCCCUGAGAAGCCAGCAAGGCCCCCAAAGUUUGACCUCAGCACUUUCCAAAGCAGCAUGCCUGCAGUCCACAGAGGAAAUGAAACAACUGCUCAUGAAGAGGACUACUUGACCCCCAAAAGUGCUCAGCUUGAAGAGCAGCAUAAUUAUGAAGAAACACGGACGUACCUGAAUCAGUCUGGGGACACCACAACCUUGUGUGUUAUUGAAGUACCUAAGGCAGAGCCUCAAGAACACAAGAAACAGAAGACUCUUCUCUUUGCUAAAUCCAGUCCUGGAAGAGCUAUAAUAGAGAGUGAAAAAGAGGAAAAAACAAGACUUGAGAGAGAGCAACCUGAAGCAAAGAACAUUUUCAAGACAGGUGGAAAUGAAUAUGUGUCUCCCAAUAGCCAAACCAAGGAAGAUGGUAGAGGCAGGAUGAAGGUGCUGCAAGUGAAGCAGAAUGUGACGAGUACCCAGAAUGCAGAGCAUCCUACCCGACAAUGGCUGACAAAAGACAGAGCAGAACUCUUGUGCUACAGGCAUAUUGGUAUUCCAAAGCCAGGGGUAGAAAGAACAGCCUUGAACCAAAGCACUUGGCAGUCUCUACAGGUACCAGAGGAUGAUAUAUAUGACGAUGUUGAAGAAAUGCAAGAUAGACUCAGCCAAGCAUCGGAUGCCUCAAGUUUGUUUUCUUCAGCCAGCAUUUCAGAAAACGGCUAUGAAGAAACAUAUGAAGUUGUUGAGAUUGGGGAUGAUAAUCCAGCAAAACCAGAAAUAGAAAAACAGAAGAGAUUUGGAAACUUGUUUAAGAUAGAAAAGCUGAAGCUGAAUACUAGAUUGAAGGAAAACUUCAGAUCGCUUUCAAUUUCAGUACCAAAUUUAGUGGUCAUUUCCCAGGAGGACACAGUGUAUGAUGAUAUCCAGAUGGGGCAGAGAGAGCUGAGGGAGAAAGACAAGUAUAAAACCUGGAUGCCAAAAUUUCUGAUGACAAAAGAUGAUAAGGACCAAAGGAAAAGCAACAAUGAUGUGGAAAGUAGUAACUUCAAAUUCAAGAAGAGCAGUGCAGAAAAAAGAAAAAAGAUGGAAAAAGAGGAGAAGUUUUUUAGAGAAACAUCAAUGUAUGACAAGGAGAUCAGUGUCAUCAACACAGCCACUGUCAAGUGCACAGUCCCCAGUAAGAGCAGAACUGAUCUCCCGGUCACAGCUGGAGAACAGCUGGAUGUUAUUGAUGUCACGGAGGGCAACAUGGUCAUUUGCCGCAACUCGGAGGGCAGAUACGGAUAUGUUCUAGUGGAGCACUUGAACUUCAGACAGUACUAACUGCCUCAAGAGCUGCUGUCCCCUGGAGCAUCCCUGAAGGUCUCUUUCUUUCUGAAUGUGCUUUCCACAUUGGUCAACUGGAGAGCCAAUGUGAGUGUAAAUAAAUUGGAAAGUGUAAAAAAGAGGGGUUUUUACACUUACAUUGUUAAAUGUGUAAGAGACAUUUCCUUCUUUUUGUCUGCUGAUUAGAGCAUGUCUUCAAUGAUUAUCUCAACAUUAGUUAUUUUUAGUGCUACUCACUUUUGGAAGUACCCUGUUGGUCAGCGCUGAAAUGGCUAUAACACUUCUCCAUUUGCAUGUAAAGUUUUGUGCAGAACAUAACAGUUUAGUUGCUUCAUGUCCAUAGCAUUAUUGUCUUGUUUAGGUGCUGGAAUCGCAAGACUCCCAAAAAGAUUUGCUCUUUAAAAAACAAACCAUAUAAAUUAGAACUGGUUUUGAUCUUGACAAAAGUACUGGGACAAGAAGUUAUGUACCGCCACUCUUGCUGUGUUAAAUAUUUAAAAUAGUGGCAAACUUGACUCAUUUCUUUAAAAAAAAAAAAAGAAAAAAAAAUUAAAGAGGAGUAAAUAAGGCAUUCAGUCAAAAUUUACUUUGUUUUUGUAAGCUAACUUUGGCAUCCCAGAUAUGUAAAGGCUGACUUCUGACUUCCCCUGCCUCGCAGCAGCAGGCACUUACCCAACAGUUGCCUCUGUGUUCAGCCUAUUCUCCACUGUGGGCUUGGAAGAUGAUUGCUUAUUUUAAGAAAAAUGCUCCUAAAUGUAGGAAGAGAAAUAUAAAUUACUAAUGGCUUCUCCUUGGUGUAUCCAGUGGAUACCUUUUGAAAAGCAGAAAAAUGUGGAUAGGGUUUUUACAUGCCUUUGGAAGGAAAAAAAAAACCUUAAAUGUGACUCUAGCGUACAGCUUCUGCCCCUCCCAGGCACAUUUUUUAAGAGGCCGUAUCAGUUUGCUCAUAAAUAUCCUAAAAAUGUAGAUGGUUUAAUUAGAAAUUAUUAACUGUUCCUGGCUUAAGAAAACAGAGGAAAAGUGCUGUUUGCCACACAGCCAUUUCAAUGCUGGCAUAGAAGACAUCAGAAAAACUGAGCAAACUAUUUAACAUUUACUUUUAAGUCUAUACAGGCAUUCUUAUUUAUUUUACCAUAUGGUUACUAUUAAGUGUGUUGGCCUGUAUCUGUGCUUUCAAUAAAAAAAUAAAUAAACCCUGCUAAGCAUGCGCAGCUUUGCAGGCUUGCCAGCCCAAAUAUUUAGACUUCUCAAACGGAGAUGAGAGUUCAGGGAGAUGAAGAGAUUGUUUGGCUUCAGAGCAGGCUGAGAUGUGCACCAUACCCUUCACCUACAGCCUUUGCAGGGAAUUGUCCUGAUGGAACUUGUGGAAACAGUUUAUCUGGUGGGGCUUUUCUUUUCAUGGCAAUGUUUAGGAGAUCCUGUGAAGAAAAUGUCCCCUUCCUCGAGUCCUUCCUCAUCCUUCUCCCUACCUAGCACUAGCUCACAACUCUUGAACCCACUCUGUAAGCACUAUAGGCAAAUCUUAUAUUAGCCAGAUGCGCUAGGUCUUUUUUUUUGUCUCCUAAGAAAGUUAUUUAACGUUUUUUCUUUUUUUUUUAAAAUUGUUUAAAAAAAAAAAUCUCCCCAUAUAUCCUGUGAUAUACGUGAUUGGGCCCUGUUCCCAGCGCAAUUAUGCACAAUCCUUGUAGGGUUGUGACCCAACUCAAUGCAAAACAUGAACUUUUGCACUAGCAUUGACAGCUGACUUAAUGCAAGGAUGCCUUGCAAUGCACUUAAACUGUUUUUCUUCAUGGAGAGAAUCCAAUGCACGUACAGGACGAAAGUGCUUGAUAUGGGAUGACUGAAGACAAUACACAAAUGCCUUACGUAUAGCAACUUAAGAUUUCUUCAAUUAAACCACAGGUUGGCUGUAUUUAAGUCAAGAUAUUGGUCAGGAAAUCAAAUUCUUCCUUUAUUCUUCCAUAGCCUUGCUACACACAUCAAAACUUGAAGUAAUUCUCAUGUGAAUUUUAAACCCUGUUCCUCCAUGUUCCUUUUCAAAAUGGAAAAGAUCAUGCUAACUGUUCUGAAUUGUUGAAUCUGAAGGCGAACUGAGCAGCCUGGGUGCCUUUUCUGCAAUGAAAGGUUAUUUUGCACAGUAUCUUUAAAAUCUUGUUCUCCAUGCUUUUGCAUAAGGAGUUGGCAUCUGCGUCAGCACAGGUCCAUCAGCUCUCCUGGAUGCAUGUUAAUGUACAAGGAAGCCUUUCGGCCUGGCUCACGGCACGUAUUCUGGCUUGAGAAGUUGUUAUUCAUAUAAAUGUCUUAAUUCCCUUCCCCUUCGUACUCCCAAGUUCUGGGGGCACCCAUGGCCCCACAGUUGGGAUGUGCUGGGAGCAUUUCCAAAGGGAAACUCCUAGCCAGCAAAAAGGGACUGUGCAACAAGUAAAUUUUAAGGAUUUGUUUCUUUUGCCUCUUUUCAUCUCUGAGUUUAUUAAAGUGCAAAUGUCAACCAUGGAGACAGCUAUCACAUGCAGUGCAAUACACCAAGAAACACUUUCCACACCAUAAAUGGAAGGUAAAAGGCUUCAUCAUGAUUAUCAAAUGCAGUUACUUGCACAAAGGACAAAACUGAACCUAGGCUCUGUGCCCUUCCAUAACACCAGAAAAGUGCACCCAGAAAGUACUGAAGCAUUUAAUUUGAAAACAAAAUCUUCUCCAGUCCAUCAGCUAACAACAUACAAAAUGCCCAGAAAGAUGAGAGUAUUUACAGAGCUCGAUAUGUUUUUUUCUGAGCUUCAUGUUAAUAUGUUCGAAAAGAUGCUUAUAUUCAGAGCUUUUUAAGAUUUAGUAUCUUAACAACAAAAAAAUCAUAAACACAUGAUAUCAUAAAUCCUCCAUAUAGUAUGAACAAAAUACUGCAAUGGACUAGUCCAGUUCAUCUUUCUUAUAAAGCUGAAUGUUGUCUACCCAAAGAUGCUGGGCCACAGGUGCUACAGUUAUCUUAAGAUUCAGUUUUGCUUUGUGCUCUAAAAGAAAAAAAAACAAAUGCUUUGAGGUACAAAAUAUGUGAACAUAACAUGAUACAAAAAAUGAACAUGCUUUCAGCAACAAGAAUAAAUAUUACCAUGUCUACAGUAUUUACUUCACAGUUUUGUAAGAUGAGGAUAAAUAGACUAUUCAAAAGUUGAAAAAAACCCACAGGAGAUAAAUCUUACAAAUAAACUUUGAUUUUUAAAUUAAGGCAGCUUCAGCAGGAAUUUCAAGGCUUUUGUUGAAAACAGGUUUUUGUAACACCAACGCAUAGUCGUGCUUUGCAGAUAGAACUCUGAUUUACCACCCAGUUCUCCUUUGAUCAUUAAAAUGAGCAAAGCUAUGUACAUCAAACACCUGUAACACCAUGUUUGCCCUCAGCAAAAGUCAGAGUUUGGUCAAUAGGUACAACAUAGGAAUUCUGAAAACCAGUUCAUUUCUCAGCUACGGGACUGAGGUACCUCUAAAUGAAUCCUCAACUUCUCGUCCAAAGGGCAGACUGGAAAUUCAGAAUUACAGGAAGCUGUUGCUUUUUUAUAAUUGAAUGAUGAAAAGGAAAACACAAGGAAGCCAAACAAAAGCACUAAAUGGAAAGCCCAUACCAAAGAAGGAAAGACCAUAAGAACCGUGACUCAUCAUACACGUGAAACAAACAGAUCCUAAAACUUUCCAGUAAAAUACUGUAAUAGGUGGAGUGACGCUUUGUUUGGCUCAUCCGGAGGGAUGGAUGUGCGAUAUGUCUUCCCUUCUCCUCUCAGCUAAUGAGAAGGUGAAGCUAAAUAAUUGCACAACAAACAGUGCUUCAAGUAUUUAGAAACAUGGCCUGCAUGUCUCACUGGUGGGAUCCUGUGUAAGCUGGGGGAUUUGUGCACCUCCUGAAAUAAAGCUGAGAAUUCCAGCAGUCCUGAUGUAUAUCGAAGGCACAAUUUCAUGUCCCGCGUAUAGGUCUCUCUCCCUUCUACAUAAGUGCACACAAGAUCACUGAUGGUAAAGAGCAGUAAAAUGAAAAGGAGUAGACAGAAUGGUUAUUUUGCCUGAACAUUAUUCCAACGUGAACGGCAUUAUAAUCACAGAAAAAAAAUGUAUAUACAACAGAUACUAACCAGUUGCUUCAUUUUUUACAACACUGCCCAUAUAUACACCCCUGUGCUUCUACACAUCUUAUCUUAUGAAAUGCUAAACCAGACGCACACACUGCAUACAUUUCUGACCUUUUUAGAUUAAAAAAAACCCAAACCUGCUGCCUUUGCCUGCUCAGCUCUGACUCCUGUAAAUAAAACUGCCCCAAACCCCAUCAGCACCAGGACUUUAGCUUUGAAAGGUGUGCUGGGACUGACAGGGUCAGCUAAGCUACUCAUGGGCUUUACCUAAAAAAAGGUGUAAAAAUAUCAUCCCCUUUCUCUGGGUCCUCUCUCAUGCCGGGAUUAUUGUGUGCAAUGGCAGGUGUCCAGGGCACACACCUAACCUGCCAAGGACAUAAACCUGGAGCUGGAGGUUAAUGCUGGAGCCUAUCUGAAUGCUGUAUCCUUUGCAUUUUCGCCUCUCUCCUCCCUGGGCUGAAGCGGAGUUUGGGUGAGCUUGUGGCUUGCAAAGCACAGCCAUCCAGUGGCUUUUGAAGAAUUGCACUUGGAGUAAUUCAAGUUUCUAUAGUUCAAAUAAGUCUACCCUGUUUUUCCUGAUGCUCAUGCAUGUACCAGCAUAACUCAAAAAAAAUUAAAAAAAUCAACUAGACCACAGUGUAGAAGUUAAAAAGUUUUACACUGACCACAGUGUAAAAGUUAAACUUUUCCUCUGGAAAUACGUAACUGGAGGUCAGCAGCUUCUCUGCAGCCAGGAACCAGAAAACAGCCUAUAUGAAGGUAAAACAAACUAAAUAAGGAAGUAAAACUUCUCAGAAUAUUUCAAAAUGGGCUGAGUGGAUUUCAGUAAGGCUGUAAUGGACAGUUUAAUCCAAUGCGUUCAUUGUGGAUGCAAUUCCAUAGGUCCUACUUGCUCCACUGCCUCUGCUGACAUCAAUAUAGGAAAGUUGCUUCAUCUCGUUGUGUCUCUCCAUAUAGAAAUUGAGCCACUCCUACUGCCUUCUAGGCAGGACUAGUUUUGCAGAUCCAUAUAUGAGUUAACAUUUGCAUGGGUCUAAGAUGCCAAGGGCCACAAGGGCUUAUUCUACCACCUGGAAAUCUCACCUGACGCCAGGACAGAAAUAUUUCCUCACAAGGGCAUUUACUGCCAUUUAAUACUGUUGGUUCUGCUGGGAAGGAAAUGUAAGAGGACAAGUGUUAUUUUAAGGCAAGACAUCUGUACAUCUACAUGCUUCUGAGCCACAGAUUAUAGCUAAUGAGCCAGCCCCUUAUCAACUGGGCUUCAGGUGUUCCCAGGACAGACGACUUGGCAAGAUGCUCAGUUGUGAGUAGUGAUUUAAACAGCCUUUUACAUUUCAAAUACAUUUAAUGGCAGGAGUAUGUACACUCCUCUUUCCUGGAUGGAAAUUAAUGUCUAUCCCUAUGGCUUCUCAGCCGCCCUCUCCUCCUCCUUUCCAGAGGCAUUUAUCUCCAGCACCCAAACCCAUUUAGGCUGUUUGCUCAGCAUUUGCUUGGGUCUCAGCAGCGAUCCGAAAGCUGCUGAAGAUCUGGGUGCUGCUCAGCCUUGGCUCUGGGGUAGUUUAUUUUUUGCAUACAGGAGUCUGGAUUCUCCAUCCUCACCAGGUAUGACCUGCUUACACCCCAGCACUGGAGACACACAUCAUCCAAGAGCCACUAGGCACAGUACCAAAGCCAUCCUAGACUCUAGAAUAGUCAUUUAACAAUGAUAAUAUAAUAAAAAGCUCAUAACAAAACCAGGAGCGCUACAAAUAUUUCUGGUGUUUCUUUUAAAAACAAAACUAUUUUGCUGUCAGGUUUAUAAUCCAACCACCGCUGCGUUGGAUUUAAAGUACAAGAACUUAACAGCAAAACUUACUAUUUUUUUGGAAACUUUCUACUUUGGGUAGCUGCUGAAAUAAUUGGAGUUGUAAAGUCACAUUAGUGAGAAUCCGAGCAUAAUCUGUAACAAAAGUAAGGCAAUUUUGUGGUUUUUAAAAAAAGAUACUUUGACUUCAAGCUGAAAAUGUCCACUUAACUGCCAGUAGAUGGCAAAGACAUCCCGCAUUUGUCUUCAUUACCUAAAAUGAUUAGUACAAAAGGCUUAAUGCAUCAUUUUCUCCCUUGCUUCUCAUAGAAACUUGCAGAAAGUAUAAAUUAAAGUGCAACUGUUCAAAAAAGCCUAGCAAAAAACCUUGAUGGGUCAUAAGAAGUUAUCAAAAAGAUGGAUUAAUAUUUUUUUUAAAACUGAAUGACCACAUACCUGGAACCAGCAAUGUUGCUCAAGUUCUUCUUUGCUUUGUUUCUUAAAAAACCCAAAAGUACCAAGAAAAAAGGAAAAAAAAAACCCCACCUUGGAAUUUUUUGGCAAGUUUUCAUAAAGCAUUUGUUCCUUGACUGAUUAGACUAUUAUGUUCCUUUGCAAUCAAGUAAAUGGAUUAAAUGCCGUAGUGAAGCCAAGCAGAUGCCAACAUUGCCCAUUAGAUUAAGCCUAUGUAAUCAAAAAUAACUUUCAAACAAAGAAGUCACACAUGCAUUAAGAGUUUACCAUUGAAUAACAAGAAUUUAACCUUAAAAAUCCCUGUAGUUUUUCUUAAAAAAUAAAAUCCUACCCUUCAGAUAGCCAGUAGUAAAGAAACAGUAAAACUCUGAAAUCAGAUUUCCCUGCCUUAUCAGCGGAGUGGUGAAGGUCCCAGUCUGGUGAGCAUCAGUGGGACAAGAGAGCCCUUCAGCAUUAAAAGUGAGUCUCCAGCAGCACAAAACUGCAAGCGGGGAAGGCAGGGAUGGCAGAUUUGGCAGCGAUUUUAGGGUGGUGACAACAGGCAAAGGCUUCCUAUA
Molecule: messenger RNA, 10909 nt
Organism: Cuculus canorus (common cuckoo)
Lineage: Eukaryota; Metazoa; Chordata; Aves; Cuculiformes; Cuculidae
Gene: FYB2
Product: FYN binding protein 2
Exons: 20
Coding region: 1767-3983 (738 amino acids)
Biological process (GO): integrin-mediated signaling pathway; T cell receptor signaling pathway; protein localization to plasma membrane
Cellular component (GO): plasma membrane
Molecular function (GO): protein binding
Source: RefSeq, a predicted model, not a curated record